GUCUCUUUAAAACACAGACUCCUGGAGGUUGGCGAGGAUUGUUGCGGAUCUGGGAGUGCGCAGCUCGGCUCGGCAUGUUCAGCGCUUCAUAUUCGCUCAAACUGACGCUGCAACCUGCAAGUGCCCGACUCUGAGCAGAGGAAGAGGAGAGGAAUUGUUUUAUUUAUGACCGGGCUAAAUAUAGUUAAGCCCCCCCACCCCAUCUUUUUUAUUUUAUUUUAUUUUUUUAUUUUUUUGUUUUGUUUUCGGCAGCAGCAGAGGGGGCAUCUUAGGAAGAAGUCGCUGUGCGUGUGAGCGACCAUGCGGACACUAAGAAGUGAUGCUGCUGAGUUUUGUUAUUAGGUUUCUCCUCCCGGGCGGUGCUGAUGCUGAUGCUGAUCCUGCUGCUGUCAUGGGUUCCUGGGAGUGACAUCAAAGUUUUUUUUCGGGCUGAUCUCAAACGUUUGAAUAUUCCAGCUGAGACUUCGUUUUCAAAGCCAUCAGCUCGGCUAGUUUUCUUUAGUAAAAUCCGUUUCUUCUUUUCUUUUCUUUUCUUUUCUUUUUUUCCAUGACUGGAGUUUUGGUUUAACUGAUCAUUUUGACGCUGAGUCCCUCAAGAGAGCUGCAGACUCCGGCGGAUUUGGCACCGGGAGAGUGAGGAGAUGAACGUUGCCAAUUUACUACUUGUGACUGUCUCCUUCGUCAGCGUUUCUUCAGGGUCUCGGCCGCGUUUUGAAGACAGCCUGCCGCGGAUUGCGGAGGACCCCUCGGAUUUGAUUGUCUCCAAGGGGGAGCCUGCCACCCUCAACUGCAAGGCAGAGGGCCGCCCCAUCCCCAGCAUUGAAUGGUACAAAGAUGGUGAACGUGUGGAGACAGACAAAGAUGACCCGCGUUCUCACCGCAUGCUCCUGCCCAGCGGCUCCCUUUUCUUCUUGCGCAUCGUGCACGGCCGACGGAGCAAACCAGACGAGGGCGUUUACACCUGUGUGGCCCGCAACUACCUGGGAGAGGCCAUUAGUCGCAACGCUUCACUGGAAGUUGCCGUCCUGAGAGAUGAUUUCCGGCAGGCCCCGAGUGACGUGGUGGUAGCUGCCGGUGAGCCUGCUGUGUUGGAGUGUGUACCUCCACGAGGUCACCCCGAGCCCACCGUGUCCUGGAAACGCAACAACGUCCGAGUCAGCACCAAAGAUGAGCGCGUCACUAUGCGUGGUGGCAAACUGAUGAUCUCUCACACCAGGAAGAGCGAUGCAGGCAUGUACGUCUGCGUGGGCAGUAACAUGGUUGGAGAGAGGGACAGUGAUCCUGCAGAGCUGGUGGUGUAUGCAGAGCGCCCCGUAUUGGUACGAAGGCCUGUUAACCAGGUGGUCAUGGAGGAAGAGACUGUUGACUUUCUAUGUGAGGUCCACGGGGAUCCUGCUCCUACUGUGCGAUGGCGGCGAGAAGAAGGAGAGCUUCCCCGCGGGAGGUUUGAAAUCCGCAACGGCAACAACCUCCGUUUGUUCCGCGUGAAAGAGCAGGAUGAAGGGACGUAUACCUGCACAUCAGAGAACAGUGUGGGCAAGACGGAGGCUUCAGCCAUGCUGCAGGUGCACGUACCACCUCAGAUUGCUACAAAGCCCCGAGACCAGAUUGCCACCCAGGGGAGGAGCAUCACCUUCCAAUGUGGCACCACGGGAAACCCUCCACCUGCCAUCUUCUGGCAGAAAGAGGGCAGCCAGAUGUUGUUGUUCCCCGGCCAGCCGCCUUCCCAGUCUGGUCGUUACUCUGUUUCCAUGAAUGGAGAGCUGACCAUCACAGAUGUCCACCCUGAGGACUCGGGCUUUUAUAUCUGCCAGGCCAUCAGUGUAGCAGGAAGUGUUCUGACCAAGGCACUGCUGGAGGUGGAGGGAGGUCCUUCAGGUCGUAUCCCGCCAAUCAUUCGCCAAGGCCCAGCCAAUCAGACCGUAUCUCGGGGUGCAACGGCACAGCUCUAUUGCCGUGUAAAUGGAGGUACCUCAGUCGAGAUUUCAUGGGAGAAGGACGGAGAGAGACUUCAGGGAAAUACACCUCGACUGACCUUGAUGGAAAAUGGCACGUUGCAAAUCGCAGACGUAAAGGACACGGACUCGGGUAUGUACACGUGCGUGGUUUCCAGCACCACAGGAGAGUCGAGCUGGAGUGGGAUGUUGACUGUCAGAGAUGGAGGUUCUUCAGUGUCCAGAGCUUCUGAGUUCAUCCAGCUUCCAGGACCUCCACAGAAGCCUGUCAUAACAGAGGUGACCAAAAACACAGUCACCCUCACCUGGCAAUCCAAUCCCCAUGAAGGCGGGGCCGCUGUCACCUCCUACAUUAUCGAAGCCUUCAGCCAAUCAGUGGGCAGUACCUGGCAGACCGUAGCGGACCAUGUGAAGCAGGAGAGGCACACUGUUGUCGGACUCUUCCCCAACACCGUUUAUCUCUUUAUCGUCAGAGCAGUCAACUCGUACGGCCUCAGCGACCCCAGUCCGAUCUCCGAGCCUGUCAGGACACAGGAUGGGAGUCCGACUGAACAGGGAGUGGACCACAGACAGGUGCAGAGAGAGCUGGGAGAGGUGUCUGUCUACCUGCAGAAGCCGAUGGUUCUGUCUCCUACGAGCGCCAAGAUUUCUUGGAGUGUUGCGCGUCAGUCACGGUACGUUCAGGGUUACCGUAUAUUUUAUCGAACGAUUGGCAGCUCCUGGCUGGUCCAAGAUGUGGAGGCCACGUCUGACUACAGUACCAUCUUAGCAGAUCUGCACAGUGGUACCGAGUACGAGGUCAAGAUCCGGCCUUACUUCAAUGAGUUACAAGGGCAUGACAGCCUCAUGGUUCUCCUGCGUACCUCGGAGGAGGUUUUGUGUGCCCCUCCACAGGCUGUAUCAGUGGUGCAGCUCACCAACAGCACCAGUAUCAGCGUGUCCUGGGAGCCGCCGCCUCAUAAUAUUCAGAGCGGCAUAAUUAGGGAGUACAAGGUCUGGUGUCUGGGCAGCGGCGUUGAGCAGGAGAACCAAAUAAACCGAACCAUGGAUGGAGCAGUCCUGUCCAUCCUGCUGACGGGCCUGCUGCCUGAAGUCCGUUACACCGUGAUGGUGGCUGCUGUCACCAGCCUGGGUGUGGGCGCUCAGAGUCCGCCUGUCAGCCUGCUUCUCACUCCCCCGCUUGAGAAGACUUCAACGACCGUGACUAAGGGCGAUGACCUCAGCAUAGCAGAGCAGAUCACAAGCGUCAUCCGCCAGCCAGCCUUCAUCGCUGGGCUGGGUGUGGCUGCGUGGUUGGUGCUGAUGGGCUUCAGCGGGUGGCUAUACUGUCGCCACCGAAGGAGGAAGCAGCUGGGACACUAUACCACAUCCUUCGCAUACACCCCAGCAGUUGGCUUCGCUCACAGUGAGGGAUCAGGAAUCAUUAAUGGAGGGCCUGGCUUGUUGGGAUCAAAUAUGGGCAACUACCCCUGGCUGGCAGACUCUUGGCCCACUCCAAACCUCACUCACAACAGCAAAGACUCGGUCAACUGCUGCUCUGGCAAACUGGAUUCAGAGAGAUAUUACAACACUGUUGGGAUCAUAAACUACCCAAACCAGUCAGAGAAGCACAGCGCGGCGUCCAAUGACAGUCCCAUCUACAGCACCAUCAACACAACGGCUGAAGACGACCUCCUGGCGUACUACGACACCUACUCGAGCACGUCCUACAACCAGGGUCCAGACCCGUACAGCAGCAACCCAAUACUGUCAAACAGUGGGUUUGGAGGUCUGGAGCAGCACCUGGAUCAUUGGACCAUAAAGUCUGGUCACUCUGGAUCUGAAUACGCCAAGCUUCAGUACAGCAAGAAGAGCAACGACAAACUGGUAAAGCAGAGGUCUACUGGGACAUCAUCCAAGUCAGGUCCUCUCACCUGGGUGGAUGUCUUGUCUCUACCUCUUCCCACCAAUAAAGAUGGACACCAUACAAAAACACACAAAGAAGAUGAGCAGCACAGCUCUGAGGAGGAGGACGAUGACUGGUGUCCUCCUCUGCCAGCCAGAACCUACCUGAUGGACACUUCCAGGGAGGAACUCCCCAGCCUGCCCUCUAAACCAGAUGAGCUGUCCUACACUGCAACUUUGACAUCUCCCCACCAGCAAGAUGCAUCCAAGCCUAAUGACAGUCCACGGCUGCAGCAUUUUGACCUCUUGGCACGUCACCACUUGGUCUCCCAGUCUAACCCCGAUCUGUUUACCAACAUGAAGGCCCAGGAUGGCAGUGAGGUAUACCGCACUAGCCAGUGGGUAGAUGAUUUCAAGGGGGAAAGCCUUGGUAAAGGACAAUUUCCUGUUACAGCUGCAGAGUCGAGCCCCACAGCCCCGGCGCACAGAUCCAAGAGUAAGAAGAAAACGCCCAAGGAUGGACCAAACAAGAGAGAUCUGCAGAGUGAAGCAGAGCUCCCCCCUCCACCGGCUCCUCUCCGCACAGAUGACUCCCUGCAGCUCUUGGCUGAUGUGUUGAGCCGCAGUCGAGCAGACAAAGAGGGGAGUGACUCACCCACUCUACAGAAGAGGGGAGAACAUUUCUCACCCGAAAGGAGAGGAUCUACAAAGUGGUUAUCGCAGGAUGAGAAUGUAAUCCCGUACGGACAGUCAAGCAUCGUGCCCAACGUCCAGACGUCAAACUACGGGUCCCUUGGUGGAGGAGUGUUUCAGCAACCAUCUAGUGCUGGUCUUAGGAGAAAUGAGAAUCUCAUGUAGACAGUCGCCGAUUACGCCAUGUGACACCGUCCAUUUUUCCUCCCUGAUUUCCCGUCUUGGUGAACCAUCAAUCUGUUGCCAUGGUAUCUGCUGAAAAACUGAAGACAAAAGGGAACGUGUCGAGGCUUGCCAUCUGCCUUUUCACAAACUAUUUCUAUUCUUUUUUUUUUUAAAUCUUAUUUUAUUGGUUUAAUCUUUAUUUUUUGUGAUUUGCGUUACUCCUCCUCUGUGUAUAUAGACAUCUUUCCAAUUUUUUUAAAAGAUAUGGUUAAAUAUAUUACAAAAAUCUGCAGAUCUGCGGGAAAAUAUUGUAUUUUUAACAAAUUGUGAGGGUGGGUAGGGUUGAAUCCAAGUAUUACAUUGUUGUACAGCUGAUUAUUGAAUGUAUCUUCUGUUUACUCCUGAACCAUCAAACCAUACUGAUGGGAGACGUCACGAGGCAGAUAAUGUGCUAAUAACCCAUCAUGUCGGUGUGCGUGCGCGUGCAUGUGUGUCGUGUUUGUGUGUGCUACUGUUUUUUCUGUAAUCUUUGUGUGACUGUGUACCGUGGUACUCCUGUAGAUCACCGGUGUGUUCAUUUUUAAACCGACCAAUAAAGCAUUUGUUAGAAAAACGUUUCCAUCCAUCUCUGAGUUAUACUGAAUGAUGGUGAUCUGUGCACACUCGGCCCUCUUUAUGUGCACACAUGAGUGAGCGUUGAUUUAAUGCCGUAUUUUUGCUUUUCGAUAACGAUAUCCACAGUCAUCAUUAAAGAGUCACCAAACUGUGUUUAACGGCCAAACUCAUAAUGAGUAUUUGGUAGCGAAAGAUCAAAAUAAAAACCUUAUUAAAUCCAAGCGAGUCUGAGGGGUUCAUAUGAGACAAGAAAUUUACCAUGAAGUUAAAAAGCUAUGCUAAAUCAAGCAUGUAAAUUAUUAAUUAAACAGCACACAUUUUCUAAAUGUUUAAGUGGAAUGAAAUGUGUGCUUUCUUUUGUUCUUUCUCUCCAGGACGCAGGAGCUUUGCUGUGUGAUACAAUAGUAUCCCGAGAAGACUGCUGCUGUGAAUUGGCUUUGUGCAAAUAAAAUAAAUUACUAACACCUGCAAAGCUUCUCCUCACCCUCACCUGUAUGUUGUGUUUUACUUAAAUUAGUACAUCUCAGCAGUACUAACACAGUAAACUGAGGUGGUAAACAGUAAUAUAUGCACUAAUCAGUAAAUAACAAUACACUUGCAUUUAGUUUAAAGCUGCUAAUAUGGGAAUGUUUGUGAAUGUUUAUCUUCAAGAUUACUUGAUCAAACUUAUAGAUGGAGCUGGAUUGUGGGACUCUCAACCAUUCUUGGUACAGCUGCAGUAGGAAAAAAAGAGGUUUGGGAGCGCAAUAACCAAAAUUAUUGCAGCGGUGUGAAAUGAACUUGAUCUCACUGCCUUUGAAAUGGUUGAUUGAAAAAUGGGGAUCAGGUUUGUGCGACUACUCUUAGUUGAUGCCUUUAAAUAACUGUGGAGCAUCAAGAUGAUGACAGAACAGCAACAGGAUUGCAUGGGAUCCAUUUAACAGUUACAUGAAAUCUGUUUGUGGUAUUAUGGCAAUUGACAUCUGUUGCUGUCUACGUGCACAGAAAUUUGCAUUAAUGUGAAUUCUGCAAAGCAAUGUAACUGCAAAGUAACACAGACCACUUAUUUUUAUGUAGUGUAUGAAUAUUACCAAUUAGGGACCAGCUGAGUCAAGUCCCCAAUUGCCAAUAGACACGUUGCAGAUAGGUUGUGUUCAUCGGUAUAGUCUGACUCAGUGAAUGUGUUGGCAAUCCGUCUGCAUUUAUAAAUAAGAUGGCAAUUAGUCGCAAACUUCUCCAAUCUGCCUGAGAGCAACUGCAGUCGGUCCAAGUUAGACUGUAAUUGUUUACACAGAGGUUGCUUCCCACCAGGCGACCUGUGCAACCUCCAAUCAAAAAUGAUCUCCCAUGAGCAUGCAACACCCUCAGCCUCUGGGUAAACAGUUGGCCACUGCAAGUAUUUGCAAAAUGCUGAAAGAGUCAAUGCAGUAACCAACAGCACCUGCCGACUUUUCCUAGUUCCUUGGAGGUUACUGCCCUACUUUUUCUCUAGUGUGACUAGGCCAGUAAUUAUGGCUGUAGGCUCAGGCCACUGGAGGAACUCCAGUGCACUGAGAAUUUCUUAACUCCCUUUGUUUUCCCUAUGAGGCUGCUGCAUGUCAUUAACAUGUUGUGUGGUGUGCAUUAUUGUCCUGUUUGCUAUAUGUUGUCUCUUUAUGCUUCUCUUACCUUUUAUCCCCUUUGCCUUAUCCCUUCAUUCCGUCAGUUCCUGUUAAAGGACAGUUCUUUCUCCCCACUGUUGCCAAGUGCUUGCUGACUGAAUUCAAUUGUUCUCAAUUUAGCCUUGUUUAUACACAGCUAAUACAUAACAACAGUCCUCUCAAGGUUCCUUAGAAGUCUAUACAUUGCUGGGCUAACCUUGUGAACUAUAAAAAUAAAUUCGAACCAAACUGAAAGAAAUCAUCUUGGACUUUGUAUGUUUAAAUAAUGAUUGAUAACGAUUAAAGACACCCUGAAUAAUUUAAACACAACCAUUUUGUAAUGCAAGCAAUGUGAUCAGGAGAAGGUUUUAAAGAGCAGAGUGAGGAAAAAGGAAAAUGGCGAAAUGUCCCUGAGGUUUGAAUGAACUUGGAUAUUGUUAUAUCAUGCUCCCUGUAAAAUGUCUAAUACUACACUGUGUGUGAUUUGAUGCCUUCUACGGAUUGCAGUAUUCUGAAAAUGCCUGUUUUUGAAUGCGGUUUAAUGAGCGGAGGAAGCCUUCAUCUUUCUGUAUGUCUCCUGAAACGUGACAGCAGCGAGAUAUAAAAGGCUUUUCCUCGUGUCUGCACCGUCAGCUGCUGCAUGUGCCUCUUUUGUGCAGAUCUUAUUAGUGGAAGCACUACAGUGUUUUGGCAGGGAGACAGUGGAUGGCGUGGAAAGCGAGUUGGACUCCAUUGCCUUCGGCAAAUACAUGCUGGGUCCCACCAGGCUAGGAUGAUAAUGGUAAUCCGAUGCAAUUUGAAUAGGUUAUGCAAUUUAGAAGGGUUCGACAAAUUUAUGCUUUUAGCCCUGUUGCGUGGAUUAGGGUCUGUGUGGUUUGCUGACCCCUCCCACACGCACACAGGCUCAGUUUGUAAAAGAGACCACUUCACAUGUAUCUAAAAAUGUACAACAUUAUGUCGACAGUAGAUUUGUCAUUUUUAGCUGUAGAACGAUACUUUCCCUUGUUGGAAAUGUAGUUCUCUCUUCUCGUCUAUAUAAAAAAGUGCACAUGCAUGAUAACUACAAUAUGAACAACUGGAAAUUGGAGCACAAAGUGGCUGUGAUGUACGAGCAAAAGUAACCCGUCUUGAAUAGGGACUGAAGAUGAAUUUGAAGAAGCUUUCCCAGAGUAAGGUAAAAACAGUUUAAGUGUUUAGACCUGUUCAUGCAUCAAUGUGUACACAACAGAGUGCUUUAGUUAACAAUAGCGAACACUAUUUUUUGUAUAGGGGAUUUUUAAUAUGUGAAGGGCAAUAGUAAAAAUCCAAUCAAUGUGGGAUUAAUUGUCACGAUCUGCAGGCGCACAUCAUGUAUUUGAAGUAAGGACCCAAAAGCGGACAGUAGGACUAAAUUUAGCCAAAGCAAACCACAUUUUAAGGCUGCACAAAAUCAAACAAAACACAAAACAAAAGGCAAAGACUUUCACUAACACUAAACUGGGAAGAAACUAAACACUAAGGAUGUGAAACAUGAAACCUGAAGCUGAGAACGUGGAACAUGGAUGAGACACAUUGGGGGAGAACUAACGAUCUGGCAGAGGACAAGAGGAGACUGGGAAGAGACACUGAGUGAUGACAGCGAAACAGACAGCUUAGCAACGAGACAAGACUGACUUCACAGGGAGGCAUCAAUGACUAACACAGGAAACAAGACACAAGAGGAUGGGGAACAAUGAGGGAGGAAUUAUUCUAACACAAUGUAUAACAGAAGAAGACUAAAUAUACCAAGGGGAGAACUACAAGAAACAAUAUACACAUUACACAACCGUAGGAUUCAUAAGCAAACAAAACUAGAAAACCCACUAAAAUCAAAACACUGGGUCA
This is a messenger RNA of Haplochromis burtoni (Burton's mouthbrooder), 8794 nucleotides long. RefSeq lists its product as uncharacterized. Bases 642 to 4697 code for a protein of 1351 amino acids. Gene Ontology annotation, cellular component: axon; plasma membrane. The transcript has 26 exons. The record is from RefSeq and is a predicted model, not a curated record. Gene Ontology annotation, molecular function: protein binding. NCBI's taxonomy places the organism in Eukaryota, Metazoa, Chordata, Actinopteri, Cichliformes, Cichlidae. Gene Ontology annotation, biological process: cell-cell adhesion; axon guidance.